Manihot esculenta (cassava) is the source of this 2818-nucleotide messenger RNA. RefSeq names its product proline-rich receptor-like protein kinase PERK15. The record is from RefSeq and is a predicted model, not a curated record. Gene Ontology annotation, biological process: protein phosphorylation. The transcript is spliced from 8 exons. Gene Ontology annotation, molecular function: protein kinase activity; ATP binding. Bases 474 to 2480 code for a protein of 668 amino acids. NCBI's taxonomy places the organism in Eukaryota, Viridiplantae, Streptophyta, Magnoliopsida, Malpighiales, Euphorbiaceae.
UAUUCAUAAGCUAAUUUGUGUGAGAGAGAGGAGUUGUAUUAAUAGAAUUAGAUAUCCCUUUAACAUUGUUUGGUCACGUGUAAAUUACAUAAUUUUUUUUUCUACUUAUUUUGGUAAUAUUUUAGAGGAGUAAAGCAUGCAAAAUCCACCAGUCGUAUGAUGACAGAGGCUGCCUGAGUAACUCUACGACGAGGCCACAUAGUUUAUUAUUUUCGACAAGAGUGGUUCUCUCAGUGGCUUAGAGGACCACUGAUUGGCAGAUGGCCACCUCUCCUGCGAACUCCUUGUCUCCUUUCAUGGUUUUCUAACUGCUACUUCAUUCGUCAGUAAGGAAUCAGCUGCUCACGAGGACUCAAAAUAAUCAUAAUAAUAAUUGAACUUUUGCAUUCUUAUAUGAUCACAGGUUCUGAUCCCACUAUGAACUGCACAAAAAAUGUGGAUGAGUUAGAUCUACAAGUGUACAAUUUUCAAUAAUGCCUUCUGCACCAUCGGGAUCACCACUGUUGCUGCCGCCGGGGGAACACAAUAUCAACCCACCACCAUUACCAUCACAAUCGCUGGCGGAUAAGGCCAGCCCACCUCCACCAUUGUCUCAGAUAACACUAUUUGAAUCGUCACUACCUUCAUCCACCACCACCGCCGUUGGGGUUGAGCUGCCACCUGCACAUUCUGUACGUCCAGUUGCCAUCGCACCUCUAGCGUUUCCAGAACCUGUAGGUGCUCCAAUUGUAUCAGUGACUGCUCCGACACCCAAGGCCACUUCCAUUCAUACAGUUCCUAUGAAACGUCGAAGAAGAUCAGUUACUUCACCUCCCGCGGCGUCUCCGUCACACCCAUCAACUGCCUUGUCACCUUUAUCAACUCCAUUAAAGCCAACAGCAAUUGCCCCUUCUCAACCACCUUCAGUCAGGUCUAGACCACCAACCAUUAUGCCUCCUCCAGCCAGGCCCAAUCGCCCUCCACCCUCAGCAUUCCCGCUGUUGCCUCCUUCGCCACCCUCUUCUUCCAUGAGAUCUCCACCGCUUCUGUCACUGCCAUUACUAAAUGGAAGUCUGCCAUGGAGCCCAAAGGAAUCUCAUUUAUCAAUGGGGCUUAUAGAUGGAUGCGUCAUUGGUGGAGUACUUCUAUUCCUUUUACUCACCCUCAUUUGCAUUUGCAACAAAAAUAGGAGAGGAAGAAAGGAUUUCAUCCAAGAUGAAGAGCACAAUUAUAGAACUCCCAGCUUGGAAACAAAAGAUAACUCUUUAAGUGUUCAGCUGGUUGAGACCUUUUCUCAGCCACCUCUUUCAAUCGGCAGUAGAGGUUCUCUUUCAAUGUAUUCAGGGUCUGAAUAUCCAUUACUAAUAAAUAACCCUUGUUUUUCCUUGGGAUUAUCAAGUGGAAGUUUCACAUACGAUGAACUAGUUGCAGCCACAGAUGGGUUCUCAGAGACCAACCUCAUCGGAGAAGGUGGUUUUGGGUAUGUUCAUAAAGGAUACAUUCGUAACGGCCAAGAAGUUGCCAUUAAACAGCUAAAGGACGGAAGCAGGCAGGGGGAGCGCGAAUUCCGAGCAGAGGUUGAGAUCAUCAGCAGGGCUCAUCAUAAACAUCUGGUUUCAGUAAUUGGGUACUGCAUAGCUGGGACUAAGAGACUGAUUGUUUAUGAGUUUGUUCCAAACAACACCUUAGAAUUUCAUUUACAUGGAAUUGGGCAGCCUGUUUUGGAGUGGGCAACCAGAUUGAAAAUUGCUAUAGGUUCAGCAAAAGGACUAGCAUAUCUCCACGAAGACUGCAACCCAUCAAUUGUUCAUCGCGACAUCAAGGCAGCUAAUAUUCUUCUUGAUCAUAAGUUUGAAGCAAAGGUUUCUGACUUUGGACUUGCCAGAAGUUUUACUGAUAGGACUAUCAUUAAUCACAUUUCCACCCAAGUGGUGGGAACUUUUGGGUACUUGGCACCAGAGUAUGCAUCAUGUGGCAGAGUAACAGAGAAAUCAGAUGUAUAUUCAUAUGGGAUCGUGCUUCUAGAGCUCAUCACUGGACGUCCGCCCAUCAGCAACAUUAACCCCUUAAAAAGAGAAGCACUGGUUUCAUGGGCUAGGCCCUUGCUCAACCAAUCUUUAGAAUAUUGCAACUUCGAAGCUCUUGUCGAUCCACGAUUAGAGAACAAUUAUAAUACCUGUGAGAUGGCUAGCAUGGUUGCUUGUGCUGCUGCUUGCGUGCGUCAUUCAUCAUGGCUUCGACCGAGAAUGAGCCAGAUAGUUCGUGCUCUAGAAGGAGAUAUUUCUGCCAUGGAUGUCUAUGAAGGAACAAGGCCAGGACAUAGCACCUUCUAUGGUUCUACCACUGCUUCAAUUUAUGACAAAUUUCCAUACAACCAAGACAUAAAGAAACGCAACAUGGAGUUAACCACAUGGUGGUGUGGAACUAGUGGGUACAGUGGAAGCACCAGUGAGUAUGGCCUUAACCCAUCUCGAUCUAGUAGUGAUACUAGCAGCAGAUAAAAUACCACAUACAAACACAACUGUGAAGAAAUUAGAGCUUAGGUAUUAGAGUAAACCUCUGAUAACCCAUGACACUUGCUGUCAUCUGAUAAAAGUUUCAGCUUCUUUUCUAUGUACAAUGCUUUUUGAGUUGCUUAUUAUGUGAUGAGCUCAUUUUCUUCAAGGUUCACAAAUAAUCCAAGUUCAAUCAAACAUAGAAACUCACAACCUGGGCCUUGAGAUUCUGCAACAGAUUAUAAUUUCCAGCAGCUGUCUAUUAGGAUUAGCAUGCUUAAAGUUACUUGCACAAUUAUGAACUUCUAACCCACCAUCAAGCUUUGAACAGCUUUAAGUCCAUC